Carassius carassius (crucian carp) is the source of this 1539-nucleotide messenger RNA. RefSeq lists its product as uncharacterized. The transcript has 4 exons. The record is from RefSeq and is a predicted model, not a curated record. Bases 661 to 1539 code for a protein of 292 amino acids. NCBI's taxonomy places the organism in Eukaryota, Metazoa, Chordata, Actinopteri, Cypriniformes, Cyprinidae.
AUGUCGCCAGAGUCCUCCUUGUCGGCCAGCCCAAAACUUUUUAUCUGCCAAACCGAGAGGACCCAGACAUCCGUCAUCCUGAGUCUCAAUCUCCUGUCGGAGGCUUCAUGGGCCCUCUCGGUCAGCCUUAGGCCCUUCGCCCACUGAAUAGCAGGGGCUAUCAGCCAGUAGGGCCCGUAUGCCGACACCGUGACCUAUUCCGGUCGAGGCAACUCGAGUCCUCCCGGUCGGGCACCACAACCACGCUGCUCCUCCUCAUCGGCCGGUAGGGCUCACCGUUCCAAUGCCACAAGCUCCCGUUGAGCAUCGGCUCGAGGCCUACCGACCGGGUGCCAACAACCACGUAGUUCAAUACCUGCAGCCGGUAGGGCCUACUCUUCCAACGCCUAAGUCGCUCCCACCGGAGUACGUAGGCCCUUCCGGCCUGCCAACGAGAUGACUUCUCAGAAAAUCAAAAUCAGCCCCCGCCAGUACUCUAUGCUAUUUUUGGGGGGGCGUUCUUUAAACUGGCGGCUGUCCUCUUGUACAUUUGCUUUUUGGGGGGUACUCUAGGUUCGGGCCAUUCCCGAGCUCGGAGCCCUUCCCCGGACAGCACGCCAAAUAUGCAUACCAUACCUCAGCUAAUUAUAUGUAAGCGUGAACUAGUGAAAUAAUGCACGAAUGGGGGAUUUCAUGAAAAGACUACAUUUUUUAAAGUUCAAAAUUGUGAUUUUGGUCUGUUUUCAGAUUUUGGGAGAGAGUGCUGCCAGCAAAGAUGGGGCGGGUGCAACUGCCACUUCAGAUCCUGAAGAUGAUGGAGAUGGAGACAUCUCUACAAUGGAACCUGAGCCAGAAGUGGUCCAUCGUGGAUCACAGUUCAACAUAAGAUGUUUACAUCGUUCAUUAUCUGUUCAGGUAAAGCCUCAGAUGGUGGAUGUGGGGACUCAAACCAAAAGGUUUGAGCAUCGCAGAUCAACUCCACUGGCCAGUCCUGAACAAAGUGAUGAUGAAUGGUCAUUUUCUGAUAUCAUCAACCAUUCUGGUGGUAUGUCAUGGAGUCCAGGGGAGGAGAUGUUGAGCGAGUUCUCUGAGGAGGAACCAGAAAAACUGGAAUCUCUCAGUGACCCAAAUGCUGUUGACAAGUUCAUUGUUUGCCAGAGACAGUUGCUGUCCUUAUUCACGGUUUGCCCUGCAUGCUGUGGUGAAACCCAGGGACACAUAAUGCACCCGGAAGGAACUUUAAUAAAAGUCAAGCAGGCCUGCAGAACUUGUGGUUAUGAGCGUUACUGGCAAAACCAAGAGAAGGUGCAUCGAAACAUGCCUGCCUGCAACCUUUUACUCAGCGGUGCCAUCCACUUCUUAGGUUGCAUGGCUACUCAGACAAUCAGGAUGCUGAAGCUGUUUGGACUGCAGUGCAUAAGUCCUGGCACUUUUUUCUGCCAUCAGCGCUAUUACACUAUCACUACCAUUGUGCAGGCCUGGAGGAAUGAGCAGAGGGGAAUCAUCAGGGAGUUGAAGGAGACUCGGGGUGGAUUGAUCCUGUCUUGUGACUGCAGGUAG